Marchantia polymorpha subsp. ruderalis is the source of this 1250-nucleotide messenger RNA. NCBI's taxonomy places the organism in Eukaryota, Viridiplantae, Streptophyta, Marchantiopsida, Marchantiales, Marchantiaceae. The record is from the annotation of a GenBank genome assembly.
GAGAAACCUCGUUCGCCAACCUCGCUUGCAUGAUUGACUAGUUUCGACCUGGAUGUCCUAAAUUCGGAUCGGACGUUGCGUUUCUACAGUUGUUUCUAAGCAUCGGAGGCCCACGGAUCCCAGAAGACUGAAACUUUCCAUUCACUUCAUUCAUUGCAAGCGAGCUCAAUUCAGGAGUACAUACUCCUGAGCAACAUUAGUAGACUUCAAUGCCAAGGCGCGACCAGUACUGUACCAACUUGAAGACUGAGAGUCCGCCUCGUCUAUCCCUAAGAUUCAUCGCUGUGCCGAAAAGCAUUGGGAAGUAUAUCAUUACCCUCUGUGGAUCUGUCUUCGCAUUCUCUUGCAUGUCACAGACUGUACGUUUUCGCACCGUAUCUGUCCCCGCAUGGAAAAGAAUUUUCAUGAAAAACCGUUCCGAAACAGCUCUCCUUGCACCUGAACUGGAUUCUGUGUUCCGAGUCACAGUCGAGGCACCAGCGCUGGUUUGUGAUAAGACUCGGACCCGCUUGUGUCCGAGUCUUAUCGGCGCAGACUGGCGGCAUGGCGGUCAGAGAGAGUGUCUUCGAGCCGUAAGAUACUCUUUAAAAAAUAGGUGGCGUCCCGGGGCUGCGAUUGUGGCCGAAGGGAAUUCUCCUCGGAGCUGAACUGAGCGCAGCAUGUUGUACGAGGGGGCGGACCGGUGGCCAAACUUGGUGUACAAAGCUUCGCAGAAAAAGCGAAGAGGCUUCGGAUGUUGGCAGUACUCUGCUUCAAGUGUAGAAACUAUAUUUCUUACUGCGUUUCUGGUUACCAGUAUCCGGGAAGGCGAGCAGCUGCAGCUGCAGCCGGGGAUAACGCACUUCGCCACCCGUUCUCCGGCGUAAGCAAACGAUGCACUCGAUCCCCAUGCAGGCCUGGUCAGGUCAGUUCCGGUCAGGGCGUGAUCUGCCUCUUCCCCCGUCCACUCUUCCAACUUCUUUCCCCUUACAUUCCGUCUGGGAAAAGUUGGCCCUGUGGUAAAGCUUGAGGCCCCGAGACCUUCCCUAUCACAUGCGUUCCAACCCUGAAUAGAAGAAGUAGGGUCCUGAUUCAGGUCACACCGGGAACUGCCGCGUGUUAUGCCCAAUCGAAUUUCUAACACAAAAAAUCUAACGACAGCCAUGCAACUGUUGUACCUGGCCAACUGGAAUGCCCUUGGUCUAAACUAUAUCUUCAUCACAUUUCUGAUGUAUCAGAUUUGUUUCAUUUUUCCACUUUAUACUAAGACA